CACUUUCACCGGAAAGGCGGAGCAGGGGUUAUUGUUGCUUGCGAGCUGCUGUAAUGGCGGCGUCUCGUCGCUCAGUAGCGCAGCAGCAACAAAACAGUGUACAGUCCCAGCCGAGGAACAGCUCACUUUCGGGGGCGACCUCGACGGCUGCGCCGAUGGCAGUGAUCAACUCACCGCAUGAGACUGAGCGGGAAUGCAGCGGAGGGAUCGAAGGCGCUCUGGCCUCUCCGGACCUGCCUGCUGCGGUCCUGGCGAGCAGCGCGAGCUCAAGCACGACCACCUCUGGAGGCAGCUGCGUCGCCAGCCCUGGCUCCGGUGCACCAAGCCCCACUGACGGUAUCGGCGGAGCUUUCCGGGAGUUGUUCGAAGCCUGCCGCAACGGAGAUGUGUCUAGAGUGAAACGGCUCGUCGACUCAGUGAACGUGAACGCUAAAGACAUGGCUGGCCGAAAAUCGACUCCUUUGCAUUUCGCUGCGGGUUUUGGUAGGAAAGACGUGGUGGAGCAUCUCCUUCAGACAGGAGCUAAUGUCCAUGCCAGAGAUGAUGGAGGACUCAUCCCCCUGCACAAUGCCUGCUCAUUUGGCCAUGCCGAGGUUGUGGGCCUCCUUCUUUGCCAGGGUGCAGACCCCAACGCCAGAGAUAACUGGAAUUACACUCCUCUUCAUGAGGCAGCCAUUAAAGGAAAGAUUGAUGUCUGCAUAGUGUUACUCCAGCAUGGGGCUGAUCCAAAUAUCCGCAACACUGAUGGAAAAUCAGCGCUAGAUCUGGCUGACCCUUCUGCCAAAGCAGUGCUCACUGGUGAAUACAAGAAGGAUGAACUCCUGGAAGCAGCAAGGAGUGGAAAUGAAGAGAAAUUGAUGGCUCUCUUGACUCCGUUGAAUGUUAACUGUCAUGCCAGUGAUGGUCGCAAGUCAACAUCUCAAAAAAUGCUGUCAACGCCCCUCCACUUGGCUGCUGGCUACAACAGAGUCCGCAUUGUUCAGCUCCUCCUUCAGCAUGGGGCUGAUGUUCACGCUAAGGACAAGGGCGGCCUGGUUCCUCUUCACAAUGCUUGUUCCUAUGGUCAUUUUGAGGUUACCGAGCUUCUUCUUAAACACGGCGCUUGUGUCAACGCAAUGGACUUGUGGCAGUUCACUCCUCUACACGAAGCAGCUUCCAAGAACCGUGUGGAAGUUUGCUCCUUGUUGCUGAGCCACGGGGCCGACCCGACCCUACUCAACUGUCACAGCAAGAGUGCUGUGGACAUGGCCCCCACUCCAGAGUUGAAAGAGAGGUUAACCUAUGAGUUCAAGGGUCAUUCGCUGCUCCAGGCAGCUCGAGAGGCAGACGUGACCAAAGUGAAGAAGACCCUGGCUUUGGAAAUCAUCAGCUUCAAACAUCCUCAAACCAAUGAGACAGCUCUGCAUUGUGCAGUGGCUUCCCCGCACCCAAAAAGGAAGCAGGUGACUGAGUUGCUGCUGCGUAAAGGUGCCAACAUCAAUGAAAAGAACAAAGACUUUAUGACUCCUUUGCAUGUUGCUGCUGAGAGGGCUCACAAUGAUAUUCUGGAGGUGCUGCAGAAACAUGGAGCAAAGGUGAAUGCUGUGGACACUCUAGGACAGACAGCUUUGCACCGGGCUGCUCUGGCUGGUCACAUCCAAACUUGUAAACUGCUGCUAAGCUAUGGGGCCGACCCGUCCAUCGUGUCACUGCAGGGUUUUACGGCUGCCCAGAUGGGAAAUGAAGCUGUACAACAGAUUCUCAAUGAAAAUGUUCCUACACGAAACUCUGAUGUGGACUACAGAUUUCUUGAGGCAGCCAAAGCAGGAGAUCUAGACACUGUGCAGCAACUGUGCACGCCUCAAAAUGUAAACUGUCGGGAUCUGGAGGGCCGUCACUCCACUCCCCUUCAUUUUGCUGCUGGUUACAACCGAGUGGCUGUCGUGGAAUACCUGCUUCACCAUGGAGCUGAUGUCCAUGCUAAGGACAAGGGCGGCCUGGUUCCUCUUCACAACGCUUGCUCGUAUGGCCACUAUGAAGUCGCCGAGCUGCUGGUUAGACACGGAGCUUCAGUCAAUGUUGCCGACCUAUGGAAGUUCACCCCGCUUCACGAGGCAGCGGCCAAGGGGAAAUAUGAGAUUUGCAAACUGCUGCUCAAACAUGGCGCAGACCCCUCCAAGAAGAACCGUGAUGGCAACAUGCCACUCGACAUGGUGAAGGAUGGAGACACUGACAUCCAGGACCUUCUGAGGGGUGAUGCUGCCCUGCUAGAUGCUGCCAAAAAAGGUUGCCUGGCUCGUGUCCAGAAACUUUGUUCCCCAGAGAACAUCAACUGUCGAGACACUCAGGGUCGCAACUCCACACCACUCCACCUGGCAGCUGGCUACAACAACCUUGAAGUGGCUGAGUAUCUGUUGGAACAUGGGGCAGACGUCAAUGCUCAAGACAAAGGAGGCCUUAUCCCUCUCCAUAAUGCUGCUUCCUAUGGCCAUGUUGACAUCGCUGCCCUGCUCAUCAAGUACAAUACAUGUGUGAAUGCCACUGACAAAUGGGCUUUCACACCCCUGCACGAGGCAGCACAGAAGGGUCGCACACAGCUCUGUGCUCUGCUGCUGGCUCAUGGGGCUGAUCCAUCCAUGAAGAACCAAGAAGGCCAGACGGCCCUUGACCUGGCCACGGCUGACGACAUUCGGGCCCUUCUUAUGGACGCUAUGCCACCAGACGCUCUCCCAGUCUGCUUUAAGCCGCAGGCCACAGUGGUCAGCGCCACCGUCAUCUCCCCAGCCUCCACACCAUCCUGCUUAUCGGCCGCCAGCAGCAUAGACAACCUGGCCGGACCGCUUAAUGAACUGGCCAGCGGUGCCGCUGCCGGGAGCUCAGCAGUGGCAGAUGGAGCCGCAGGCCCAGACCGCAAAGAAGGAGAAUUGACAAUGCUGGACAUGAAUAUCAGUCAAUUCAUGAAGAGUUUGGGCCUGGAGCACCUGAGAGACAUAUUUGAAAGAGAGCAGAUCACUCUAGAUGUCCUUGUUGACAUGGGUCACGAGGAGCUGAAAGAAAUUGGAAUCAAUGCCUAUGGGCAUCGACACAAACUUAUCAAGGGUGUAGAAAGGCUGCUGGGUGGUCAGCCAGGUGCAAAUCCAUAUCUGACAUUCCACUGUGCCAACCAGGGCACCGUCCUCAUAGACCUUGCUCCAGAUGACAAGGAGUAUCAGUCGGUGGAAGAGGAGAUGCAGAGCACCAUCAGGGAGCACCGAGAUGGAGGCAAUGCAGGAGGAGUGUUCAGCAGAUACAACAUCAUCAAGAUCCAAAAAGUGGUGAACAAGAAGUUGAGGGAACGUUACACGCACAGGCAGAAGGAGAUUUCAGAUGAGAACCACAACCACCACAAUGAGCGCAUGCUGUUUCACGGUUCCCCAUUCAUCAAUGCAAUCAUCCACAAAGGCUUUGACGAACGUCACGCCUACAUCGGAGGAAUGUUCGGUGCAGGCAUCUACUUUGCCGAGAACUCCUCCAAGAGCAACCAGUACGUUUACGGCAUCGGCGGAGGCACAGGCUGUCCGACACACAAAGACCGCUCCUGCUACCUGUGCCACAGGCAGAUGCUGUUCUGCAGGGUCACUCUGGGAAAGUCCUUCCUCCAGUUCAGUGCCAUGAAAAUGGCCCAUGCUCCCCCUGGACACCACUCAGUGAUCGGGCGGCCGAGUGUUAACGGCUUGGCCUAUGCUGAGUAUGUGAUCUACAGAGGAGAGCAGGCCUUCCCAGAGUACCUCAUCACCUACCAGAUCUUAAAACCAGAGAGUACAGCCCAGUCUGCUGCAGGAGCUGAGCAGAAGUCAUAGUUGGUCCCACACAGACUGAACCCCAUGCUAGUUCUAUUUCCAUUCACAUUUCCAAUUUUCCUCCAGUGGAUGCUAAGGUGACCAGUACAUAGAGAGCAGAUGCUGUAUGCGGUGUAAUACUCGUCCCUUUGUCUCAAAUAAGUUGCAUGUUAACACGGGAGCAUGUAAGGCCCUGUAGUUUAUGACUUGCUUCUCUUCUCUAGUUUGUUGCCUUUCUGGCCUCAUUGCCUGAAGGCUGUGAAAAACACCAACACCCUCAUAUCUCUACACGUGCACACUGGUUUUUCAAAUUAUGUAGACUAUGAAUGCAACCAUAUCUGGGUCUGUGCUGUACAGAAGAUUUAAGUUAAACACUAUCAAAGAAAAUAGUUAUCCUGUAAUGUUGACAUCCAGGAGAACACGACAGUUCUUGUUGCACAAGCCGUCAGGAAGGAUGAAAUACUUAUAUCGGCAUUACAAUAUAGUCCUAACCAAGAGUACACUCGGUAACACAGCUUAAUUGUGAUGCACAACACCCUAAUCAUAUGAGGGAUAUGAAUCCUGUACAUUUGAAGCAUUAUAUCACAGAAAAGCUUAGUAAUAUGCUUGUGAUGUUAUAAAACUUGAUUGCCAGUGAACUCAUCAAAACAUCCUUGCCACGUUGGUCUUCUUUUAUGCAUAACGAUUUGCACUUUUACAUAGAAACCUAUUUAAGUUAUUUUGAAUAAAUGGAAAACCUUCAGGAAAAAAAUAAUUGUACAGGUUGUGUAAAUGGUUGUUUAUAACUGUUGCUGUUUAACAGUAUCUUGAGUUGAACAUAAAAAGUGGUGUUCCUUUUAUGCCUUCUGUAUUUUCAGUUUUUUUCCUCUUUUUUUUUUUAAAUAAAUGUCAUGCUAACA
Molecule: messenger RNA, 4696 nt
Organism: Syngnathus acus (greater pipefish)
Lineage: Eukaryota; Metazoa; Chordata; Actinopteri; Syngnathiformes; Syngnathidae
Product: poly [ADP-ribose] polymerase tankyrase-1-like
Exons: 28
Coding region: 54-3818 (1254 amino acids)
Molecular function (GO): NAD+ poly-ADP-ribosyltransferase activity; protein binding
Source: RefSeq, a predicted model, not a curated record